Fundulus heteroclitus (mummichog) is the source of this 2564-nucleotide messenger RNA. It is a transcript of the gene c1galt1la, whose product is annotated as core 1 synthase, glycoprotein-N-acetylgalactosamine 3-beta-galactosyltransferase, 1a. The coding region runs from base 428 to 1654 and encodes 408 amino acids. Lineage: Eukaryota; Metazoa; Chordata; Actinopteri; Cyprinodontiformes; Fundulidae. The transcript is spliced from 5 exons. Gene Ontology annotation, molecular function: N-acetylgalactosaminide beta-1,3-galactosyltransferase activity. The record is from RefSeq and is a predicted model, not a curated record. Gene Ontology annotation, cellular component: membrane.
UGGAGGCCGCGUAUGCAGAGCUUAGCCGUGUGGGGUUGAAUGGUGCGAAGCUGGAGGUUGCAUGCCUUUUUUCUCUCUGUAAUCAUCUCAAUGCAACCACGCGAAACCCAGAGAAACCUAGAGAAGCUCGGCCAGGAAGAGCUGUUCGUCGGCUGAAUGCGAGCAGCAUUUCCCGAUAUCAGGAGGCACUAAAGCUUUAGGAUGUGUCAGCCCGUACUCUCACAUGACUGAUCCCACAGAGCAGGCUAAAGAUCCAACAUGGUGACAUACCCGGACAAGCAGUGAACCAGCUUUGUAAUGUCCUGACCUGAACCUGACGUUACCUGGAAAAACCACUAAUCCUGUUUCAUACUACGCGCCCAGCUCUAACGAGAGGCAUGCAGACAUGCUGUAAGUUGAACAUUGCAGCACUGAGAAGAAUUUCACCAUGAAGGUCCCUAGCUCCUCAUGGGCCUUCCUGCUGGGCGUCUUGGUGGGGACCGGCAGCAUGUACUUCUUCCUGCGCCAGGUGUGGUUCGAGCGAAGCUACCCUGUUCUCUCAGAGGCUCAGGAAGCAACCAACGUACCAGGGGAGGGACCCACCAGCUGGAGGAAGGAAGGAGGUGCACUCAUCAACCUGCUCCACCCUCACCAUGCAGAUGAAGACAGCCACGUGGCAGACACGCUGUUCCACAAGGUUCGUGUUCUCUGUUGGGUAAUGACAGGGCCGUACAACCUCGAGAGCAGGGCCCGCCAUGUCCGAGCCACCUGGAGCCGGCACUGCAACAUUGUUUUGUUCAUGAGCUCAGUGGAAGACCCUUCCUUCCCCACUGUGGGGCUGGGCACCAAAGAGGGCCGCGAUCAGCUCUACUGGAAAACCAUCCGAGCCUUUCAUUACGUGCACGAGCACCACGUGAACGACGCCGACUGGUUCCUGAAAGCCGACGAUGACACCUUUGUGGUGGUCGAUAACCUGCGUUGGCUUCUGUCCAACCACACCCCCGAAGAGCCCGUCUAUUUUGGUAAACGCUUUAAGCCGUACACCAAACAGGGCUACAUGAGUGGAGGCGCGGGGUACGUGCUAAGUAAGGAGGCCCUCAGAAGGUUUGUCAAAGGUUUCCAGACCAAGGCCUGUACACACACCACCCCUGUUGAAGACCUGGCAUUGGGGCAGUGUUUGGAGAAGAUGGGCGUUCUGACGGGGGACUCCAGAGACACGAUGCACCGAGAAACCUUUCACCCGUUUGAGCCGGAGCACCAUCUCACCACAAAGUUCCCCAAGAGCUUCUGGUACUGGAGUUAUUGUUUCUACCCGAUUGUCGAGGGUCCGCAGUGCUGCUCAGACCUGGCUGUGUCAUUCCAUUAUGUGGAAGCAAAGCUGAUGUACACUCUGGAGUAUUACACCUACCACCUGAGAGCUUAUGGCUACGUACCGCGCUACCUGCCCCCUGCACGCCGCAGGCCCAGUCUGCCCCCGCCCUCGAAGACGACCGCCACUGUGGACCGUAAAGUGGCUCAGCGGGGGACGGACUCGACCACUCACACGGCCCCUGCUCUUCUCGUCAGUGGAAACCGAUCCACAGAAGAGACACGCACAGAGCGGGGCACGACAGGCGUUGACGUUUUUAAUUUACCCCCAAACAGGACUGCAAGCACACAAGGCAGCCGUCACUGAUCCCCUGCGCCGUUUGUCUUCCGGCUGCUGCAUGAGCUUCGACUGCACUGAAUCUGAUCCGAUCGCAGCUACUUUAAUACCAUGACAGGGCGAUCAAAGCCAGGAAAGAGACUUUUUGUUCUCAGAGGGUUUGCUGCUCUGUGUAGUAUACUGGCUGCGGUCCUCAGACAAUACCUCUUUCACAGACAGCGCUCCCAGUGGGAGUGGGGACAAAUUAAUUAUGGCUCAGUGGCAGCUGCGUAUCGCCUGGGUAUUUUUUACCCAAUAUAAAUGCAUGCUUUUUGCUUAAUUAUGUUGGACAGCAUCUGGAUUUGUGACCCAGCCACAGUGAAUUUGUAUUGAUGAGGAAACAUUUUCACUUAAAACAUCAUUAAGUUUUUUUUUUCUUUUUUCAUAUUAAAUGGAGAGCAGCAGCACAUUGUGAAACUGAAGUACUCGGUCUUUUUAUGGAUACCAGUUGAUUUUAAUUAUGAUGAUUAAAUUCUUUUUCUAUUUUAGCUUUUUAAACAACUUGCAAAAAUUGAUGUUUGAAUUAUUGUGAGAUUAUGUUCAUCUUUCUGGAAUGAAUUCUAAUUUCUUUUCAUCUGGAGCUCAAGAUCUCAUGUGGCGAUAAACGCAGGCCGAUAUAAUGUCUGUUACAGCAACAACUGUGCAGAAAUGGUUUUUGAGUCUGAUGCAAAGCUCUAAAGUCCUAAUGUGCAUUAAAAAACAACCUGUUCUUCUGUUUCAGAGCAGUGCUAAACAUACAAUUAUACACGUUUCCCGUGAAUCUGUUCCUGUCGAGUCAUUUUGAGGUUUGAAUCCCGAAAUCAGAAAGAUGGACCAAAAUGAAACAAUACGAAAUAUAUAAAAAUUAUUUUUAUUUUCAACUUUGAACAAACAGAAGAUAACAAUAAAGAAACUGAAAUUA